Papaver somniferum (opium poppy) is the source of this 1404-nucleotide messenger RNA. Its product is annotated as codeine O-demethylase-like. Lineage: Eukaryota; Viridiplantae; Streptophyta; Magnoliopsida; Ranunculales; Papaveraceae. The transcript has 4 exons. Bases 68 to 1204 code for a protein of 378 amino acids. The record is from RefSeq and is a predicted model, not a curated record.
GACAAACCAUUAAAGAAAGUAUGAGCGAGUUCUUUACUCUGAGUGGAAGCUGCUGUUUUGAAGAUUCAUGGAGACAUCAAAACUAAUGAAGCUAGGUGGUACUUUGUUUGUACCUAGUGUUCAAGAAUUAGCCAAACAAUCACUUGCAGAAGUCCCAGCUCGAUAUAUACGCGAUGACCAUGACACAUUAGGUAAUAAUGUGACUGCUACGUCUAUGAUGGAUCAAUCAGUACCUGUUAUCAAUUUGCAGAAAGUACUGUCACCAGAACCCAUCAUCGGAGAGUUAGAAUUGGAGAGGCUUCACUCGGCUUGCAAAGAAUGGGGUUUCUUUCAGGUCGUAAACCAUGGAGUCGACAAUUUAUUGGUAGAGAAAGUGAAAUCAGAUAUUGAAGGUUUCUUCAAGCUACCAAUGGAAGAGAAAAAGAAAUUUUGGCAGGAAGAAGGAGACGGCCUGGAAGGAUUUGGACAAGCCUUUGUUCAUUCAGAAGACCAGAAACUGGAUUGGGGAGAUUUGUUCUACAUGGUCACUCUUCCCAAACAUAUGAGGAAGCCUAGGCUAUUUCCCAAACUCCCUCUACCUCUCAGGGAGACAAUCGAAUCCUACUCAUCAGAGUUGAGUAAACUUAGCUUGACUCUCAUUAAGUCUAUGGAGAAGGCUCUGCAAUUGAAGACUAACGUCAUGGCAGAGUUGUUUGAAGACGGGGUACAACAAAUGAGGAUAAAUUAUUAUCCUCCCUGCCCUCAACCGGAACAUGUCAUCGGCUUAACACCACAUUCAGAUGUUGGCGGUUUGACGAUCCUCCUACAACUCAACGAAGUGGAUGGAUUACAGAUUAAAAAGGAAAAAAUGUGGGUCCCCAUUAAACCUCUACCUAAUGCCUUUGUAGUGAACAUUGGAGAUGCUUUCGAGAUUAUGAGUAAUGGGAUUUACCGUAGCGUGGAGCACCGAGCAACAAUAAACUCAGCAAAGGAGAGGCUCUCAGUUGCGACAUUUCAUAUCCCAAGAGCAGAUGGGGAAAUAGGUCCAAUACCUUGCAUGAUCACACCAGAGACACCUGCCUUGUUUAGAACAACUGGGUGUGAGGACUAUUUCGAGAAAUUCUUUUCUCGUAAACUCGAGGGAAAAUCAUUCCUCGACUCCCUAAGGAUAGGAGAAGGCGAUGAACACUGCCCCCGCUUGGAUGUGAAAGGGCCAUGUAAUUGAAGUCAAAUUAAAAUCAACCCAUAUAAGCAAUGCACUUCUGAAUUUGGUUGUUAAUCUCCCUAAUCUGCAUUUAUCCUUUUGGGUGGGACUCAUAUAUAAGCAAUAGUACGUACAGCUGAAUUACAUGGAUCCAUUGUUCGAGCUAAUAUGCAAUUGGAGCACUAAUCAUAUAUUCAAUGGAUUCAAUUUUUCUGGUCUCA